AUGAAUUUAUUAAUUUAUUUAAUAUUUUUUCUAUUAAUUUUUGAAAAAUUUAAAUGUAGAGAACAACAAAGAGAAAGAAAAUUAUUACAUUUGGGAAUUGAAAAUGAUCCAAAUGUUCAAUUUCAAUGUAAAGGGGCUUUAGGUGAUUAUGCAGCGUGUUUAUGUAAUAAUAAUGUUAAAGAAGUUGCUUGUAUUAAUGCACAAUUUGUUGAUACAGCAAUAUUUCAAUAUAUGCUUGGACAUUAUAAUGAUAUUGAACAAUUAACUUUUCAUGGAAAUAAUUUCCAAGACCUUCCAGAUGGUUCUCUUUUUGGACCUGCAAUACUUGAAAAUUUGCGAGUUCUAAAUAUUUCUGCUAAUUAUAUCGUUAAUUUACAUCGAAAUGCUUUAUCUGGAUGUCCAAAUAUUGAAAUACUUGAUUUAAGCAACAAUGAGAUUGUCCUAAGUGAAGAAAAUAUUAAUUUUCUUGAUCAUACUCCUCGAUUAAAAAAACUUUAUUUGAGAAGAGCAUUUACUACUCCCUUAAAUAAAAGCAAUCAAUUUAAUUUAUUAAUUCGUCUUCUAGAAAAAGCCCAAUUAAAAAGAUUAGAAGUUUUGGAUUUAAGUUAUAAUUAUUUUAAUAAUAUUCCCUUUAAUUUGCCAUGUUCUUUACCUUCAUUAAGACAUUUGGAUUUACGAAAUUAUUUUCAUUUUUUGGAUUCAGAAUUUCAAACAUUUGCUGAACAAUUAAAUAAAAAUAAUGCUUUAACACAAUUACAACUUAAAAAUAAUUUUUAUUGUGAUUGUAAUUCAAAUAUUUGGAUUAAAUGGAUUAGAGAACAUUCGAAUAUGAUUGACGAUUACCGAGCACUUAUCUGUUCACGUUCUUCUCCUCCAAAAUUUACUGGUACAAGAUUAAGUGAAGUGUCAAUUGAAUUAUUAGAUUGCCAGACAGAUUUAUAUGCUACAGGAAGAGAAUUUAAAAAUAAUUUUGGAUUUUUAAAUAUUUUUAUUUUAUUCUUAAUUAAUUAUUUUUGCCAAAAAAUUCCAAAAUUUUAAAAAAUUAAAUCAAAAUAUAUUUUCGAUAAUUAUUUUGAUUUAAAUUUUAUUGAAUUAUUUUGUGAUUUUUUUGGGGGUUUCUAUCGUCUAUCUUACCCCUUAAAUAAAUAUUUGGGUAAGACGAAGCUUAAAAAUGUAAAUAUAUUAUUAAUUAGUGCUGGGUAUUUGCAUUUUCAGAACUUCGAAUUUAUCUUCCAAAGCCACCAUACCCAGCACUUUAACCUAAACUUAAUUACCCGGUAUAUUAUUACUUAUUUUAUAUUUAAUUUCAAA
Meloidogyne enterolobii is the source of this 1311-nucleotide messenger RNA. The record is from the annotation of a GenBank genome assembly. NCBI's taxonomy places the organism in Eukaryota, Metazoa, Nematoda, Chromadorea, Rhabditida, Meloidogynidae.